Pecten maximus is the source of this 1922-nucleotide messenger RNA. RefSeq names its product UPF0489 protein C5orf22-like. Bases 72 to 1460 code for a protein of 462 amino acids. NCBI's taxonomy places the organism in Eukaryota, Metazoa, Mollusca, Bivalvia, Pectinida, Pectinidae. The record is from RefSeq and is a predicted model, not a curated record. The transcript has 7 exons.
AGUACCGUUUAGUCAAAACAAUAUAUUGUUGACAACAUACUUAGAAGCAGUGACUUACAAAUCUCUUAAAUAUGGCAAAGUUGAAGAAAUAUGGCACCAUACCAUUGUACAUAGUAGAAGAUCACAAUGAAGUAGUGCCGUUCAUACACAGGGCCAUAGGUGGACGAUACUUACCCAUGUCAGAUAUCAUCUUUGUUCAUUUUGACUCUCACCCGGAUCUGCUAAUCCCAGCAGAGCUGAAGGCUGAUGACAUAUUCAACAAAGACAUCCUUUAUGAGAGCCAAAGCAUAGAAAACUGGAUACUGCCUAUGGUAUAUGCAGGACACAUCAGUAAUGUGGUCUGGUUCAAACCUCCUUGGUGUGAUCAGAUCACAGACAAAACAAUUCAGUUUGAUGUGGGCAAAUGUUCCUCUUCGGGCUAUCUCAGGACCAGCUGCAAAGAAAGUUACUUUGUCAGUGAGACCUUAUAUAGACCAGUGGGAAAACUACUUAACAGAAAAACUCUCACUUUAACUGUGGUUACUGUCCAGCCCACCAACUGGCCAGGAAAACAUCCAAUAACGAAAAACCACCAAAAUGGGGCACAUAUUAUAAAACAGAAGGAAGUAAAUAUGUGCCAGCCAGGUGACAACUCUGAAUCAAUAGUUGAAGGAAAUUGUCAUAAAAAUAAAGAUUUGUCAAGUCUGGGAAAAGCUUGCAAGCAAGACACUGGGAGCAAACGUGUGAAUGAUGGGAAUACAUUAACUACAGAUAAGUGCCAAGUUGCACAUGACGGUGUGUGUCUGACAAAAAAGCAGCGACUGGACACAAGUCAACAAGGUAGUCAGGAAUCUCUGUCACCAAUAUCAGACAGAUUUAUUUCAAAAUUGGAAAAUUUGUUUGAAGAUUUAAAAGAUCAUCAUAUAGUUUUAGAUAUUGAUUUAGACUUCUUUUCAACUAAGAACCCAUUUCAAGAAAUGUACACUCCUAGACAGUUCCAGCUACUACAAGAUCUGUAUGUCUACAGCAAACCUACAGACGACUCGGAUGAGGCAAUCACAAGGUGUGUUGAAGAAAGAGAAGCCCAACUGUCUCAGCUAAAACAAAUACUCUUGUCCAUGGGAGAAACCCCAGGAACGAUUCCAAAACAUGAAAGGUCCGAGUUAAUCCUAACUCUGGUUGAAGAUCUGAAGCAAUCUUUUGGAGAAGACGGUGUGGACUUUGGAUUAUUACAUGAUGCUGGCUGUACAUGUGACGAUACAGAGUUGCCUCACCAUGUCAGCAGCAAGGAGGAGAUAACUCUCUUGGCAGAUUCUGUCCAGGAACUACUGUGUCACAUGCACAAACCAACUAUCAUCACCAUGGCCAGGUCCAGUAAUGAUGAUUACUGCCCUCCAGAUCAAGUGGACUCUAUACAGGAUCAGACCCUAGAAAUCCUACAAGAUCUCUACUUAAAGCUCAAUCUGACUGCUUCCUACUGAAUAAAAUAUCUUACUGGAUCUGAACCUAAAUCUGAUCACUUUCUUAUGGACUCAGAAAUAGCACAGGAUUUGCACAUGAAUUUCAAUCUGAAUGCAUCUUCUGGACCCACAGAUCUUAUGGCAUUGGUAGAUGAAAAUAAACCCAACUGACUGCAUCUGAAUAACCAAGAAAUCAUACUGAAUGCAUACAUGAAACUCAAUCUUACAGGAUCUUAGUAACUCAGAAAGAUUACAGGAUUUGUACUUGUAACUCGAUCUGACUGCAUCUAAUUGACCUAGAAAUCUCACACAAUCACUACCUAAAGUUUGAUUAUCUAAGAUCUGUACCUGAAGAUUCUCAUUUGGUUUAUUGAAGUGUGAUACUUUAAGUAAAUAUUAACAUACCUAAACAACAACUCAAGUCAUCAGUGUGUAUAUUUUUUUAUGUUUAUUUAAAAAGAAAUUAAAUACUGAUUAUUUCAA